Physcomitrium patens is the source of this 3151-nucleotide messenger RNA. RefSeq names its product peroxidase 71. Gene Ontology annotation, molecular function: peroxidase activity; heme binding. Lineage: Eukaryota; Viridiplantae; Streptophyta; Bryopsida; Funariales; Funariaceae. The record is from RefSeq and is a predicted model, not a curated record. Gene Ontology annotation, biological process: hydrogen peroxide catabolic process; response to oxidative stress.
AUGGCUAUGGAUUUAGCUACAACAAGUACAUGCCACCAUUGGAUUGUUCAACAUUGCAUUGAGUUUUAAACGAUGCGAACAUGAAGGUGAGCGUUCAGGGAGACCUUUUGCACAGAUGUGUCAUGGAAAUUGAAUAUCACGUUCAGAAAACAAGACUGAAGUGAUGCGGGGUUACUGAAUGGAUUAGAUCGACGCAAUCUCCUUCUGACAUCAUCAUGGUUUCUCAGCCGAGCUAUAUGGAAUCAACUUCCAGCGUAUUUGACCAAUCUUGUGGGAUGGAAAGGUCAUCUAGAGGAACAAAAGAUUCCUACGAACUUAGUAAAUAAAUACGAACACGCAGUCAAGCAGCGGCAAGUUGCUGCUACUGGGCCGUGCGUCAACACCUGCCGGCUGCACCGAGGCCGAAUCUCUGCCAGCUAGUUGAAGCCUCCAAAGUCGACCCGAAACGAACGCCUUGAGUCCUCGGAGUUUCAGGUUUCCUCAUGCUUGGCUGAUGCCGCUCUCUCCCAGUUGCAGAUGGAGCGAAACGUGCGCCAAGUUCAACAUGGAAGUGGAUGAGGAACCUUUGGCGAUCAAUCCCGGCAUGGUGCCCAAGUCAUGAUACUGCUGAUGUUAUCACCCCGUUGUCGGUUCAUACUAGGAAACCCGAAGAAGCUCGGUAGAAGCAAGCAAGGAAGGACCUUUUUCUUCAGGGAAGCAAUCGGUGGCCUGCCGUUGCGGACCGGUUAUUGGCACGAGUUUUGACUUUGUGCAGUCAAAAGCCCCGGACUUUGGGCCAGGCUUUUGGUUUCACCCGAUACUCCCGUCUGGAUCAGUCAUCUUGCUAACCAGAUGGUCGCAUUUCGUGCUGAUUUUGUUCACGUUGAAAAUUCUUAUUUGACAACAAGCAUACAAACUUGGUUGAAAUUCAAGUGUCAUAUACUCUGUGUAUAUUCGUGUUUUUGUAACUGAUUGUUUCCGCCACCAACAACAUCGUCAACACCAUCACCAUAUUACAGCUAAUUGACACCGUGACGAUCUUUUGGUGACAUCAUUCAUUAAAGGCCCAGUUGAAACCACCUCGGCAACUCUGGUUCGGUAUGCUCCCAGUAUUCCUACUGUCGCUGUGGCCCCGUGGAAAGGGCGGCGGAUCGGGACGCGCAAGGAUCAUCGACCACGACGCCUCUCGUUCAUACUGCGCAUCCAAGCAUGCUCUUUUUCCGCUGCCUCAGUGCCGUGUGCGCGUGUAUGUAAGAGGCAGUGCCGAUCUCUCCACAACCCGCACAGCUCUCACUUGAUCGACCCCGACCCCGACCUCCGUCUAGACCAGCGGUCUUGUGUGCAUCCCUCUAACUGGGGAUUGACGAUUCCUGGAGGGUUUGCAGGAGGCCAAAGCGCAUCCAAAUUGAAUGAGAUCCAAGUCCGACACAGCGAGCGAACCAAAAUCAAGUUUCGAGUUUCAGCACCUCCGAGUUUGUGAAACUCUUCCGCGGGCGCCCUAUUCCAAGAUCGGCCCGCAACAACCUCAAUCCUCAGGUGCUACAGAUAUUUCCACCAGCCACCAGCCCAUCCAUCAAUCCAUCCACCGACUGUAACCGGUACGAUGGGGAAGUGGUCCUCGAAAGCCUUAGCGACGAUCUUCGUUACCCUCGCCAUUGCCAUGAACUCAAUCACCCCGGCAGUCGCUCACAGCGGGCUGAAGGUAGGGUUCUAUCAUCACAGCUGUCCGGAAGUCGAGACCAUUGUCUACAAUUCUAUGGUUCAAUCCUACAAGGCGAACCACACCGUUGCACCUGGAGUUCUCCGGAUGGCGUUCCACGACUGCUUCGUGCGGGGUUGCGACGCUUCCGUUCUACUGGAAGGACCCAACACAGAGCGAACGGCUCUAUUCAACCGGGGGCUCCAUGGCUUUGAGGCGGUGGACGCCGCCAAGAGAGCUGUGGAGAGCGCUUGCCCAGGCAUCGUCUCAGCCGCCGACAUAUUGCAGUUUGCCGCCCGCGACUCAGUUGUGCUGGCUGGAGGUUACGGAUGGCGUGUGCCUGCUGGCCGUCGAGACGGAAAGGUUUCCCUCGCGGAGGAGGCGACGCAAAUGAACCUGCCCGCCCCGAACGCGACCGUGUCUCAACUCAUACGUAUGUUCGGGGCGAAGGGUUUGAGCGCCUCCGAAAUGGUAGUCCUGUCAGGCGCCCACACGAUCGGCAGAGCUCCGUGCGUUACGUUUGAUGACCGCGUUCAGACAAGCCCGGUCGACCCAACUCUGGCUCCCAACUUCGCCGCGUCCUUGAAGAGGCAGUGCCCGUAUCCAGGAAUCGGAUCCACUAGCGUGAACAUGGAUUCCACCACACGGAGGUUCGACAGCCAGUACUACAAGGACAUCAUCCGAGGGAGAGGCCUGCUGACCUCGGACCAGGGCCUACUGUACGACUCGCGUACCAAGCGGGAUGUGCACGCCAACAAGGGUUCUGCAUUCUACCGAAACUUUGCCCAGGCGAUGGUGGCGAUGAGCCGGAUUGAGGUGUUGACAGGUCGUUCCGGCGAAAUUCGCCGACAGGUUGGAGAGGUGAACAAGUACUAGAAAGGAAGUCCAGGCAACAAGAUUGGCCAGCUGAUACAGAUCCUCAAUGUAUCAUAGAGUAGAAUAGAGCAGAGACAACGAGUUCGCGCACAUGGUCAGCGUAAGCUGCCAUGUAUUCAUUCUUUCCGAUGCACAGCAUUGGCAAUUUUUCCCUCGCUUGUCCUGGCGGGAGGGAUCAGCGUCGAUCCCCGCGCGGAACAAAUUUUUAUCGCACAGCACUCUACACCGAAUUAAACAACAAAUUCCUCACUCUUUAUUUCUAAAUAUGAAUCUCACAAAUGUACAAAGUCACACAAGUGAACAGCCUUCAUUUCUUGUCUCUUUCAUCAUUAUACUCAACAAAUAGAAGUUAUUCUUUCUCACUGGUAACUCACUAGGUACUAAACUCCAACUAAACGAUAACUUCUCCAUUGAUAUUAUAAUAUGUAACAAUACUCCCACUUCAAUGGAGAAGUAUCAAGUAGAAGAAAGAGUAAGGCACUCAGGCGCUUAAAGUUAGAGCUUUAGUGAAGAUAUUUGCAACAUUUGCAUUUGUUGAGAUGUAAUCAAUUUGUAAGAUUUGAUUAUUGACUUGCUCUCGGAGCAUGUGGUAUUUUA